Seminavis robusta is the source of this 3783-nucleotide messenger RNA. NCBI's taxonomy places the organism in Eukaryota, Bacillariophyta, Bacillariophyceae, Naviculales, Naviculaceae. The record is from the annotation of a GenBank genome assembly.
AUGAAGGACCUGGACAACAGCUUUAAUGAAGUCACUAGCACGCACAGCUUGCAGGCUCAGGGUCGAGGAGCCUUUGGACACCAGUCGAUUUCCUUUGGCUGUGAAACAAGCACCACAACCAUGAAGACAACGGACGACAUGGAAGCUACUAGCACGCACAGCUUGAACGAAGCCACGCACAGCUUGCAGGCGCCACCACCCAGUGGUCGGAGGAUGCGACGCCAGUCAAUCUCCUUGGGCUACGAGACUGCCUUGAAACCACCGGCAGCUACCCGAGCAAGUACUGUCAAGAAAACUGCCGAUGAUGACACGGACGCCGUGAGCUUUAGUCGCAUUGCCGAACUCAAGGCCAAGUUACAACAGUCCAUCAACGAUUCGAGUCUUCACUUGACCAGUAAAAAGAGUUGGCAUGGCAAGGAUUGGCAAGAAGGUGACGAUGAUGAUGAUGACGAUGAUGAUGACGACAUGAGUGACAGCUUUACGGGCGUACAGAGAGAACUCAACAGCGAAGCCCUAAAGAAAUCGUUUCAUCGCAGUUCCGGCUUUUGGAAAGACGAAUUGGGAGUGACACAAGAAAUCAAGGAAAAGAACGAGUCUCUGACCGCUACGGGUAAAAAUGGAGUCUCCAAGAGACGGUUGGCGUCGCUCAAGGGAAUGUUGCAAACGGGUGUCCUGGACACUCUCGAUGAAAAUCAUCGUGCCAAGAGUCUGACGGAUCGAUUGAAAUCGGCCGUCAAUACUGCAAAUGCAACAGCACCCGAUGAUGCUCAAGGUACCAGUUUGCUCAGCAUCAUGGUCAAGGCGUCCACUCAAACGGUGCGAAAGCGACAACAGGAAACGGGACGACUCUUUCAGACCAACAACAAGUUGCUCCAACGACAAUACGACCGUGCGGCUCUCAAACUGCAGACAUUCUUCAAACACGUCUUACACCAUACACGGAGUUACCAAGUGGAACGAAAAUAUCUCAAGGCCAGUCUCAAGGAUGCCAAACGACGAAGGCGGGAAGAAUUGAAGGAUAUUCAAACUUUUGUGGAAAUGGAAAAGGAACAGUUUCGUCUCGAGUUACUGGCAGAAGAUGACGAGCAAGACGACAAUCCCGAAUGGCAACAACGACAGGCCACCAUGAAGGCACUCCGAAAGGAGAUUCACUCUAUCAAAACGGACAAUAUUCAACUGCGCAUUGAUUCCGUGGCAUUGGAACAAGAAACGGAACGAAUUCGAAUCGAAUCCCAAAAUCCCGAUCGGAUCCGCCUACUCAAGCAAAUCCAACAUCUCGAAAAAGACCAAACCGAUUGGACACAACUCUCGGAACAUUACCAAACCAAACUCCAAUCCACGCAAGACAAAGUCGAUGCCGUCACCAAUCAUUUUUUUGCCCAAAAACAACAACGCAAGAGGGUCGUCAAACGCAUCAAACAAGUGGUGGCACGCAUCAAUGAAGAACCUCUCGUGGCGUUGGUACAGAAACACAAGACCAGUCGCGACAAGAAAUACGACAAAAUCAAAGCGGCGCGAUCCAAUGGAGAAUUUCCCGUUCCGACCCAAGACGACUUGGAACGGAUUUUGGAACUCACACCGAAACCCUUUUUUGAUGAAAUUCGAAGAUUGUGGCAGGAAUACCAACAACGCGUUCAAGAUCAUCCCGAGGAAUAUUAUGGUAUUAUUGUGGAGAAAGGGCUCGACAAUCCACAAGCGCCACCCGAACAACAAGAGUCAGCCGCAACUGAGGAGUCGUCCAAGGAAGAAUCACCAGCAACUCCGAUCGAUGAAGUGGAGGAGCCAGUGACCAAGGAAGAACCAGUAACAACGGAAGAGCCACCAGUCAAGGACGAACCAGCGACAACCGAAGAGCGACAAGCCACGGAAGAACCAACGACAACCCCUGCGCCAUGGCAACCACAAAAUAUCGCUCCCAAACAACAACCUGCCAAGCAGGCAAAGAACGGCUUUGAGGAGGUCUACACCGUUGGCGAAAAACUGGGGGAAGGAGAAUUCGGAGCAGUUUACAAGUGCCACCACAAGGAGACUGGAAAUGAGCGAGCCGUCAAGAUUCUCGACAAAACAUACAUGGACGAAUGGGAGUACGAACAAGUCAUCAAGGAGUUUGACAUGCUCACCAAACUCGACAAUCCAAACUGUAUACAGGUAUACGAGAUGAUGACAUCGGACGACAAGUUUUACAUUGUCCAAGAGCUGGCAAAGGGCGGUGAACUGUUUGAUGAACUCAUCAAUCGGGGCAAACUGCCAGAAAAGGAUGUGGCUGCAUUGAUGAGGAGUGUCCUGUCGUGUGUCCAGCAUCUGGCCAAGAACAACAUUGUCCACCGCGACCUCAAUUUAGAAAAUAUCCUGUUGAACGAUUCCCAGGGGAAUUACGAAAACGUCAAGGUGAUCGACUUUGGGCUUGCGGCAAAGUGUGAAGAAGGCGAGAGACUCUACGAGAUGGUGGGCAAGGCGCGAUACGUAUCACCAGAGGUUCUGGGAGAUACGGGUUACGGCCUCAAGUAUGAUGUCUGGAGCUGUGGUGUAGCAGCGUACACUCUUCUCUCAGGAGGUCACCCCUGGGAUGCCGAGUACGACCAAGAUGUGUAUCCACUGAUUGUGGAGGGAUACUUUGAUUUCAAAGACCAAGCUUGGGAAGGCGUGUCGGAUCAGGCCAAAGAUUUUGUGUCCAAGCUCCUGGCGUACAAGGAAGAGGAUAGGCCCACGGCAGAACAAGCGCUGGGGCAUCCUUGGUUUACGAACAAUGACAAUGGACUAACAUUCUCAGAGGCUCCUCCAGCUCCUCAGGUUGUCUUCACAGCUUCCAGUACCGCUGCCGUCACGGAAAUCGCUGCCGUUGCCGAAGUCGAGCGUGUCGAGGAGAUUGAACGAGCAGCCAAAGAACUCGCCGACAGCACCCACAGCACGAGCGGGAAAAAGAAGAAAAAGCAGAAGCGAAGGAGCAAGCAAGCUCUGGAAGAUGAAAUGGACGUAUCGUUGCAAUACCAGCCGCCAAAGCCGUUGGAAUUGUCAGCCUUUUCGCAGUCCACUAUCGGCAGCAUGGCAAAAAGUGCCAGCAACAACAACGUUCAGGGAAGCGCACUCAGCAAGAAAAAGAAAAAAUCAAAGAAGAAGAAAGAUAAAGACGAAGAGGAGCAGAUUGCCGCACUGCUACGAAACCGAAAGAGCAAGGUUGAAAGUGAUGAUACAUUCUCCAAGAUGCUCUUUUCGGGAGUCAACCAUGGGUCUAAAAAGACGGCCUUGGCCAAGGGGGCUAAAUCCAAAGCGAAGGGUGCGGCGUUGUUGAAGGGUGCCGUGUCGGAUGUGCUGGGCAGACAACGGCGCAUGGGCGCAGUAAAGACCUUGAUGAUGGCUGCGAAUAACGAGGAUUCUUCCGAUGAAGAUGAAGAGGAGGAAGUCGAGGUGCCCAAGAAAGCGCCAACGGAGAAGAAGAAAUCGAAGGGAGCAGCAGCUUUGAAACUGAAGGGGGCCGUAAAGAAUGUGCUAGGGAGGCAACGUAAGGCCUCGGCCAUCAUGUCGCUCAUAUCAGGCAUUAGCGACGACGAAGACGCCAGUGACGACGAAGAGACUGCCGAUGAAAAGAAAAUCGAGCCUGCAACAGCACCCAAGAUGAAAACGAAGCGAGCCAGCACAGGGACUGAUGCGGUAACUCCAAAAAGCAAAGCGAAGCGGUCCAGCGCAGGGAAAGUUGCACAGGAGCAACGGUCUUCAGCUCUUUUUUCGCUCAUCACGGGCCUUGCGGGAGACGAGGAUUCGGACGAAGAGGCGCCAAAAACUUAA